Sordaria macrospora k-hell is the source of this 1338-nucleotide messenger RNA. Lineage: Eukaryota; Fungi; Ascomycota; Sordariomycetes; Sordariales; Sordariaceae. The record is from RefSeq and is a predicted model, not a curated record.
AUGAAAAAUAAAAUCGAUGAUGAUGUACGACUCUAUGACAUCAAUCGUGACGAGACAAGUCAACUAUCAACCACCACCUCCACCAUCUCUCAAACCUUCCACCAAUUCCCUCUCCUGCCCACCGAGCUCCGCCUCCAAAUCUGGAAAUUAGCAGCAGAAGAGGCAUGCUGCCACCGAAAGGUCCACCGCCUGCGGUUGGAACUUGCGCUUCUUCCUGCCUCCUCCACAACUCCCAACACUGAAAUCAGGAAGAUGCCACAAGCGCCCAAGCCAGUCCUAGUCCUUAUUCCCACAACAUCGCUCAAAUAUUCCACUUCCCCUAUUCGUAACCUUCUAACCGCCUGCUCCGAGUCCCGCUCCUCAAUCCUCGACGCACCCCAGCCUUUUCUACCUCACCAAAUAAUCCUCCGCCCUCCCACCGGCCAAAACUGCGGGAUCCUGCGCUGUAACUUCUCCCGAGAUGUCAUUUUGCUGGAGAACAUCUCCGACCUACUCCUUGUGACCUCGAAGAUCUUGUUGAGCGGUAGGGACUACAUCUACUCCUUCAAAACACUCCUCGGUCAGCUGCAAGGCGUGGAGAAUCUCGGUUUGGAUUUCUUGGGGAGUCACACUGCGUAUGGAAGUCUGCCUGAUCCUCCAACGAUGAGUUCGGCGUUUGCGGGGGCUGUGUGGAAGCUGGCAAAUGCGUUGGGGAGGUUGAAGGGUGUUUGGAUUUAUGCCCCUCGUGCCAAGCCUGGGAGGGUGUGUGAACUGGAUGGUGAUGAUGAAGAGGACGAAGUUGUUUAUGGCAAGAAGAGUGCUGCUGGGUUCAGUAAUGGGGAUGUGGCCGGGGGCAAAUCCGAAGCUGGCAACAUUCAUGCUUCCUCUGAUUUGAUGGAUGAUGCAGACUCGCAGUAUAUCAACUGGUAUGGCGGGGAAUAUGCUGGGGACAUGGAGUCUGAGGCAGAAGCAGAGGGGUGGUGGCGAAGGGUGCCAUAUCACGAGCUCUUGCGGUCAUUGGAGCAAGUUGCUAUCCAUUUGCAGGAUAUGUUGCAGUUGCCGCCGAGCUGCUUGGAUAUGAUGACGGAGUUGGAGGCAGUUCAAAGUUCGGUUACCGUGGGUUGGUUGCAGAGAGUGAAGGUCGGAAUUCUAGGGCACUUUGAAGGCAACUGGUGCUUCAAGAGGGAUAUGACGAUGGCCGUGCCGUUGCUGGGCGAAGACUUGGUUUCUUGGAUGCGACUACAUUUGGACGGCGGGGGAGGAGGAUGGCACGUGGAAAGCCAUUAUAGUGAUGAUGACUGGGAGGAGAGUAAUGGCCUGUGGAGUUGGAGGCAGAUAACGGAGAAUAUUUAUAGGUAG